GAAGAGGGCAACGGCGAGGAGGAAUCGGGGCGUAGAUAGCGGAGACUGGUGAAAAGAGGGCGUCAGCGGUCGAGCGACAGCGCGAGACGUGCGUGCGUGGGACUCGAGAAGGUCUGGCGAUGGGUGCAUGUACGUCUGCGGGGGUUGAGGUUACCGUGCGUGCCACGAGCGGCGGCUGCGUCAGACUGCGGCGGAAACGUGAGGCGGCGGCAGGGCCGAGGAGCGAGAGAUUGGCGCUGCACCGAAGCGUGCGCGGAGGGCGAGGAAGAAGCGUGAGAGGUGAGGAAAAAUGUAGCGUCAGGUCGGUUUGGGCUGCUGCUGGUGCUGGCUGAGUGAUGCGCCAACGACCACCUGAAAGCGGGCUAUUCCGGAUUCGGUCAC
Messenger RNA from Trematosphaeria pertusa, 381 nucleotides. RefSeq lists its product as uncharacterized. NCBI's taxonomy places the organism in Eukaryota, Fungi, Ascomycota, Dothideomycetes, Pleosporales, Trematosphaeriaceae. The transcript has a single exon. The record is from RefSeq and is a predicted model, not a curated record. The coding region runs from base 120 to 332 and encodes 70 amino acids.